AUGCGAUCUUUCAAUCGGUUGUUUUCGAGCAGUUCAUCGUCGUCGUCUCCUUCCUCAUCAGCAACGGCAGCAGCGUUGAACAUCACCAAUUCGACUUCCAAUCAUCAUCAUCAUCCACAAGGUGAUACUACCAACACCACGCCCAACAAUGCCCAACAUCAUGAUACCAGCGGAGCGAUAAACUCCACUCGGGUACAAAAAAUUCAUGUAGUACCACCAACACAACAUCAUCAAAACGAUGGAGAACGAUCAUCAUCAUCGCCCCUACCCAAUACAAUGGGAGAUGUUGCUAGACCAAUUUCUCAAUCUCAAGCAAAACAAUUUUUUAAAUAUAUGAAAAAGUUAAAAAUAGACGCGGUGGAGCAACUUUUGAAAGAGAAUAUCCGUUAUCUCAUGAUCAGAGAUGAUGAUAUUAGUACACCAUUGAUCAAAGCUGCUUCAAGAAACAUGCCAGAGUUCGUUGAUUUGUUUUGUAGAAUGAAUAGAGAUAACAAAGUAGGAUUUUCUUGCUUAGAUUUGACCAACAAACAAAGAUAUACUGCCAUCAACAUUGCUGUAAAAAAACAAAAUACUAACAUUGUAAAAUUGUUGUUACAAUAUGGUGCAAAUAUUUCAGACACUCCUAACCAAGACGGAAAUUUACCAAUUCACAGCGCCAGUAGACGUGGAUUUACAGAAAUAAUUUCCAUACUUGUAAAACAUGACCCUAACCAAUUGAAUAUCACCAAUCCUUGUAAUAGAAGGACUCCAUUAUUCAUGGCAGCUCAACAUGGACAUGUAGAAACAGUGGCAUGGCUCCUGGAUCAGCCCGGAAUAGAUCUCUCUAUUAAAAGUAAGGAUCACAAGAGACCCAUUCACUCAGCUGCUUCUCAUGACAAUGUGGAAAUUGUGAAAUUACUGCUGAAAAAGGGCAAAGAAUAUAUCAACGUUCUGACAAACUCUGAAAAGGACAAAGAUAAGCGGUAUACACCAUUACAUUAUUGUUGUAAGAAAGCUGCAUUGACAACGGCUAAAUAUCUAUUAGAACAAGGAGCUAUACUGGAUAUAUUUAUUAACAAUGCUAAAUUUAACUAUUUUGGCAAAAAGACGCCUCUCUACUUGGCAAUUCAAAGCAAGCGAGAAGAAAUUUUAAAACUUUUUCUUUCAUACUACAAAAUCAUUAUGGAACUGGCAGAAAAUCCUAUUAGAGAAGAUGCCCUUUUAAAAUGUAACAGGAUCAAUAUUUUUGAUCUAGACAUUCAAAGUAUUGUCAAAACAUAUGAUUAUUAUGUUCAACAAGAUGACAUCAAUGUCAUAAUACCUGAUCCGUCAUCCGAUUCUGGUGACAGUGAUGUCGAUGACAUGGAGAACAGCAAUGAUGCAAGCACAGAAAACAAGGUCGUAAAAACAGUACUGCGAACCACAAAGGAGGCCAUUUCUUUAGCUAUUACGGAGGAAAACCAAGAAUUGAUUCAUUUGGCCUUUUCGCUUGAACUUUUUGAUUGUGUUAAACUGUAUUUGGCAAGCUUCCCUCAACUACUAAAUUGUAAAUCAACAUCAAACGGAAACACCCUGAUCAACAAGGCAGCACAUAUUGGUAAUUUGGAAAUGAUGAAAUAUUUAGUGUCUAAAGGAAGUAACAUUUCGAUACCAAAUGAUGUUGGAAAUCUUCCAAUUCACAGAGCUGCUUAUUGUGGCCACGCAGAGCUUGUGAAAUAUCUAGUCGAAGAGUGUGGUGAGUGCGUAGAUGUUUUCCAACAUUCAUCUCCCAAAUCGAAGAGACUUGAAAACUCAUUACACCUCGCAGCAAGAAAAGGAUUUUUGGAAUGUGUGAAGGUUUUAUUGAUGAAUGGGUCAGAUAUCACGCGAACAACAAAAAGUGAGAGUACAACAGGAAGAAGAGAUGCCAUACAACUAGCAAAGAGAUAUAAUCAAAUCGAAGUCUAUGAAUUUCUUAAAAAAGUUUAUGAAAAGACUGCUCGGUCAUGCUAA
Naegleria fowleri is the source of this 1971-nucleotide messenger RNA. RefSeq lists its product as uncharacterized. NCBI's taxonomy places the organism in Eukaryota, Heterolobosea, Eutetramitea, Acrasida, Naegleriidae. The coding region runs from base 1 to 1971 and encodes 656 amino acids. The transcript has a single exon. Gene Ontology annotation, molecular function: protein binding. The record is from RefSeq and is a predicted model, not a curated record.